GUUACACGUCGGAAAUGUAGUUUAUCAUCAAAAUCAUAAUUCCAGUAAAAUAUAUUUAAAAACAGCUAGGCUUAACACCAGCCUUUCAGAUGGGAAAUUCUAAGGCGGUGGAUGUCGUGGUCUUUGGGUCGGCAAAUAUCGAAUACAUAACACAUGUUGCUGAGCUGCCGAAACCCGGAGAACUUGUCGCCGGAACGUAUAUGGAUACAUGCUUCGGUGGCAAAGGAGCCAAUCAGUGUGUGGCAGCUGCCAAACUGGGAGCUUCCACAGCACUGGUGGCCAAACUGGGAAAGGACGAAUCCGGCAAUGGUUACCUGAAUCAUCUGAAGCAUCAAGAGGUUAAUGUGCUGCACGUCGAGCAGGUGAAAAAUAAUCCCACGGGCAUGAGCGAAAUCGCGGUGUCCGAUGAGGGACAGCAGUACACGAUCAACGUGGCCGGUGCGAAUGCCCUCCUCACGGCCAAAGAUGUUAGCCGGGCCAAGAAGGCUUUUAGCGGUGCCAAGGUGCUUCUCUGUCAACUGGAAACAGACAUGAAUGCCAGCAUGUGUGCGAUGCGGCAGUUCAAGGGAGUUUCCAUUCUACACAUGUCACCCAUGAGAAAAGAGAUUCCAGCUGGAAUGAUCGCCUUGCCCAAUAUUCUGGUUGUAAACCAAGAGGCAGCAGCUCAAUUAGCCGAAUUGGAGGAGGUCAAGACCCUUGAACAGGCUAGAGAAGCAGCAGUGGCUAUCAUAGAAAAGGGAGCCAAGAGCGUGAUCAUCACCAUGGGCGACCAGGGUGCGGUUUAUAUGUCUAAAAAGGACACCGAUAUGUGCACUCAUGUGCCCGCUGCCGAUGUGCCGCAUUUGGCCGAUCCCUCGGGAGCGGGAGAUGCCUUUCUGGGCAGUUUGGCCUAUCACAUAGCGCGAUUUCCGAAACUGACCACAGAGCAUCACAUCAGUGCAGCCAAUUCCUGUGCUGCCUAUUCCGUUGGCCGACUUGGCACUCAGCCCAGUUUUCCGGGCAAGGAUGGUGCCAAGAAUGAUCUAUGCUAUAUGACACCCACCUUCAAUGUUAUACCACCUCCAAGUGCAGAAGCUGAACCUGGGGAAAAUGAGGAAUCUGGGGAAACUAAGAAGCAGCAACCGCCAGUAGUUGCUCCUCCACCUGAAGAAGCUCCUGCUCCUGAACCAGUAGUUGAAGAACCACCACCACCUCCUCCGCCAGAGGAACCUGUUGCAGAAGCUGCACCUCCUCCACCAGAAGAAGCUCCUGUUCCAGAACCAGUAGUUGAAGAACCACCACAACCUCCUCCGCCAAAGGAACCUGUUGCAGAAGCUGCACCUGUGGACGUUGAAGAACCCCAACCAGUAGAAACUUCCAAUAAACCCACAAAAGAACGACCAUCAACUAAAACAUAAAAACAAUAUUUUUACUCUAUGCAAUAUUCCUUAAAAAAUUUUAAAUAAACUUCUUUUAGGAA
Drosophila eugracilis is the source of this 1459-nucleotide messenger RNA. RefSeq names its product ribokinase. The record is from RefSeq and is a predicted model, not a curated record. Gene Ontology annotation, molecular function: ribokinase activity. Gene Ontology annotation, biological process: D-ribose metabolic process. Lineage: Eukaryota; Metazoa; Arthropoda; Insecta; Diptera; Drosophilidae.